Molecule: messenger RNA, 1392 nt
Organism: Mollisia scopiformis
Lineage: Eukaryota; Fungi; Ascomycota; Leotiomycetes; Helotiales; Mollisiaceae
Exons: 1
Coding region: 302-1246 (314 amino acids)
Source: RefSeq, a predicted model, not a curated record
CAACACCACAGGCCUGAGUCUUCUCCUCGAAUGAAGUUCUCCAUGGCAUAUGCAUGUAUUGCCUUUCAUGCAAGUUGGUUAUCAGAUCAAGGCCUCGGCAUUUUGACGCGCAUGGAACUCAGGGGAGCGAUCAGCCCGAGAAUCAUCGAAAGGCUGAAUUCAAGCCUCACUCCACAUAAUCAGAUCACAGCGGGAUAAACGACACGCAUACACACGUCUUUUGUACCACUGUUCCGCAGACUUAGUCUAUAUAUACGAUUCCGUUCCCCAACUCCUGAUUACUCGACAAUCUUCGAAUAAAAUGCCUACCUACCUAGUUCACGGUUUUCGCUGGAGACGCGACUCGAUCGUCAUCCACACAAUUCUGCAAGACCUUGAAGAUGCAGCCCCGAAUUGGAUCAUGGCGCCAAGGACUUCUAUCUCUAUGCUCAAUUCCUUCUAUUCGAUGUACGACUUCCUCCCUCCCAGCAGUCCGCCGCCUGCAACAUACUCUCCUCCGGUUCCACAAGUAGAGAAACCAGCCCCGGAGCCCAAGAAAGAGAACAAUGGCCCGAGAACCUUGACGAAAGCGAAUAAAGGAUCAAUGAGCAGUCUGCGAAGUCUGGGAAGGAAGAACAAACCGCCAAACCUAGGAAGCAAGGGAACGAAUGGUCAUACAGCGAGCACAUCAUCCUCAGACAGUCGGCCGUCGCCAAGUACGCAGACCUCUGCGUGUGAAGUAAAGAAAGAGCCCAGGUUCAAUGAGUGGAGCGUGGUGAAGUUGCUGGAGCAGUAUGAUCCUGAAGAUAUACAGACUGCGAGUCAACCGUAUGCGUAUGUCGCAGACUACAUGGUGGAGGUUAAGCUUGGUGUGUCGUUGAAUGAAGAGAUGUUUAAGUAUGAAGCAGAUCAGAAAGCGGAGGAGGCGAUUCUGAAUGCUCAUAAUGCUCCGCCGACUCCUGGUACACCUGCUAGCCCCGCUCCGAAUGCGAUAGGAGGAAUGACGAGCCCGAGUUUGAGCAUUAGGGAAGCUAGGAGGCGGAGCAGAAGGCUAGGAUGGUUUGAGAAAUUGAGAGAUGGACUACAAAAGGAAGCUGACAUAGGAUGGUAUGUAGUCGUCUGCGGAGACGAGGAGAGGAUGGUGCCCACAACCAUUGAGGAGGAAAGUGAGGACGAGAGUGAGGAGGAAAGACACAUGAAGAGCCCUCGAAGUGCAGGAUUACGAGGCAUGUUCCACAAAAGAAAAGAUAUCCUGGAGGAGGAAUAAACAUACCAAAGGAUGUAGGUUGGCGGCACAUUGACUCUGUUUUUAGCGUGGUGUUGGAUCAACAAAAAUCGGGACACUGGGGAGGACGACAGUCUGUUUUAACCGCGUAAUUCUGGAUACCCUCGAUGAAUUAAUGCAUGUGGAUG